AUGCGAAGCCUAUACAACAUGGAGAAAGAUGGAAUAUUCGCGGACUUCGACCAACAAGUUGUAUAUGAAGGCAGCCUCGAUCGAGCGGGAGAUGAAAAGACCCGCAACUUUGUUGUCGAGUUUGGCAAACUCGAGGCUCGAAUUGCCUUUGAUCUGAACGCAGGCCAGGUGAAAAGGCUCCUAGACGAGCCUUCCACGCAAGCCGAGCGCGAUCGACCUCCUGUACGAUGGAUCAAUAUCUGGGGUCCAAACCGACAGACUGAUAUAAUAGAUGUUCUUGCACAUCGGUAUGGGUUUUCUCCAAGGCUUUUGGCUAUCAUCAAAACUCUGCCGCCAAAGAAUUCGAGCAGUAACGAUCAUCGAGUCAGUUACAAAGAGAAAUUGUUCGAAAAGGAUGAUAUCGAAACGGGCAGAGCGAGUAUGAAUAUGCCCAGAACACAUGCAACUCAUCGUGCGCCCCCGGCAACCACGAGCCAUUAUACCAUUGCACAACAAAUGAUCAACUACCAGUCCGUUGAUGUAGGGGCACGUUUCAUGUGCAUUGGCGCGAAUUGGAUGCAUGAUAUCGAUCCACCGACGAAGGAGAAAGAUAAUCCAACAGUUCAAAAUCUAUUCAGAGACAGGGCCCAGUGUAGGCUCUGGUCUUGGCUUAUACUUUGCGACGAUAAUACAGUUAUAGCAGUUCAUGAAGAUACGGGGCCAAUUAAGCCGACGAAGAAGGAUCUCAAAUCACUGCGCGGCAAUACUCUGAGCGUUUUAGGCCAACUUUCUAAGUCGGGUCAUGAGACGGCGGAUCCAAUAUCCAUGCAGUCUGUCCGACAAGUUCUGGAUUUGAAUACGGCGCACGCGAAUAGCGGAAUAGAAGGAGCAAGUAAUCUUUUUUACUAUCUAUUUGAUGACUGGCGAGCUGUCUACAAAACAGUGGCUUUUUUCAGGGGAAGUUUAAAGGAGUUGGAGACCUCUAUAUUCGAUGACAUGACAAGAAAAUCCAACAAAGGUCCUGACAUAAGAAUCAUCCCUCAUCUUCACUUCCUCAGCAAACGAAUCCGUCGGAUGCAGCAUUUGUACAACGGCUACCAUAAUCUCAUAACCAGGAUUCUGGAACCCAAGAACUCUAGUACGUGGGAAGCCGGCACACCAGACGGCUCAUUCAUGACUCAAAGUGGGAGAAAUGGGGUCAAGCUAGCUGCUUCUGCGAGUCAAAGAUUCGAGAGACUCGGUGAUCGCUUAAAAUUGUUAAUUCUGAACGAAACUGGUGAAUUUCUAGCCGAGAAAGAUGCACUCAGUACCACUUAUUUCAGCAUCAAUUCUCAAAAAGACUCUCAAGCUACUGCCCGCCUUAAUCGCUCGGCUACUCUACUCGCCAAACUAUCGGUGCUUUUCCUUCCCGUAUCACUUAUGACCUCUUAUUUCUCAACCCAGCUUAGUGAUAUUGAAGGCAAGUAUUCGCUGUAUGAUUACUGGGUUGGGUUUGCGGUAGUGGUAUCGGCGUCAUUUGUCUGCUUGUUUUUCUUCAGCAAGUUGUUGAUGUGGGUAACAGAGACCUUGGAUAUAUGGGCCAAGGCCUUGGGAAAGAAAUCUAGGCAUAUCUUUGUCAGUCUUCUGAGGGGCUUUGAUAUGAAAAAAAAUAAGGCUAAGGGGGAAGGAACAAUUAGUGGUAAAGAUGAUGAUGAUAUGGACGAUGAGUAA
This is a messenger RNA of Botrytis fragariae, 1689 nucleotides long. Its product is annotated as putative adp-ribosylation factor protein. The transcript is spliced from 3 exons. Gene Ontology annotation, molecular function: cobalt ion binding; magnesium ion binding; magnesium ion transmembrane transporter activity. NCBI's taxonomy places the organism in Eukaryota, Fungi, Ascomycota, Leotiomycetes, Helotiales, Sclerotiniaceae. The record is from RefSeq and is a predicted model, not a curated record. The coding region runs from base 1 to 1689 and encodes 562 amino acids.